AUGUCGCUUGCCAAGAGGAAUAAUGGUUGCCUCGAGUGUCGCACGCGACGCGUCAUCUGCGACAAGGCCGAGCCCGAGUGUUUCAAGUGUCGCAAGAAGGGCAUCAAGUGCUCCGGCCAGGGCAUCGAGUGCCGCUUCAGCCCGUACAUGCGCAAGAAGGCCACCGCUGCCAAGGUCAAGGCCAGCACCGCCGCCAUCACCAGCUCCAGCGAGGGCGAGGGCUCCGCCGAACGCGACAUCGCUGCCCAGCCCGGCGCAUCGGCAACCAACGACGCGACCAACAUACCGACCCGCACAUCGUCCUCGAAGCAAUAUCUAUGGGUAGAUCCGGAGCCGAUCCCGGGCUCAAGCCCGAGGGCGACGCCACUCGCGGCGCUCGUCGUGCCCAAGAUGGAGGAGGACCCCGAUUCGACGGCGCUGGCCGACGCACCGGUGUACCGGUCGUCGAUGUCGCCUUCGUCCUCGGCCAGCUCGCGGACGGACGAGACACACGACCAGGAUAUAAAAGGGAAACACAUCAUGUCACCAACUCGCAAAGUAAAGACUGAAGAUCGCUUGGUGGUGCGCAGGCCGUCAGUCCAGCGGGAUCCCUGGUCAUGCGGGCCCGAUGUCACCAUUCAGAGCAUAUCUUCAGACUCGAGAUUCUUCUUUGACCAUUUUUCCAACUUUAUCGCGUCGAAAAUGGUCGCUCUCGACUUCCACGGCAACGGCUAUCGGCAAAUCAUCCUCCCCAUCGCCACGCAAGACCCCAUGGUUUCGCAGGCCGUCAGCGUUGUGUCUGCAUUUCACCUUUCGCAAGCUGUGCCGUCUCUGCGAAUGAAGGCCGAGGUCAAUCAGCAACGGGUACUGUCGAGACUGCGACAGUCGGCGCUCAACCCUAACCCGGAUCAAUUCUUCAAGCUCUCCAACUGGGUGACCAUUCUCGUCCUCUUGGUGGGCGAUACCAUCACAGGGUCAAACAACUACGUCUACUUGCUUGACUUGUUAUCACGGCUCUCUCGAGCGGCCUUGUCGGACAAGUCGCUGCCAGACGAUGUCAAAGAAUUCGUCCAGCAGCAAACACGAAUGCAAGUCUUUGCUCCUCCGCGUUCUCGCAUCGUUAAUGCUAACAUUGAAUGCAGGUUCGAAGUAUUCGGAACUCCACUCUCACAUCCGGAAAAAGCACUGGAUAUUCUGCGGCGACGGUCCACCGACCACCUCGCCUUCAUGUCCUACUGUCCGUACACCCCGGAGCAGCGGGCCUUUGCCGACACCAUCACCGAGGUCAUGAAGCAGGCGUGUCGGAUCUUUGAGUGUAGGGCUUCCAAGACGGUCACGCCCGAAGCCUCGAUAGCCUCGGUGGAGCGGAUGCGGCAGAUCGUCACAGGCAUGGACCUCGAGAGGGACGGCAGCCAUGCGCUGGUAUGGCCGUUCUUCGUGGCCGCCGCGGAGAGCACGCUGCCGGCGCACCGCGAGUUCUUCGCGAGCCGGCUCGAGCGGCUCUUCUCCAACACGCGGUUCGGCAGCAUCCCGGUGGCGCUGAACACGCUCAGGUACAUUUGGAGCAAGAGCGCGACGACCAGCUGGACGGACGUGGUGGCGCGGGAGAGGCAGGUUCUGAUCAUGUAA
Molecule: messenger RNA, 1608 nt
Organism: Cordyceps fumosorosea ARSEF 2679
Lineage: Eukaryota; Fungi; Ascomycota; Sordariomycetes; Hypocreales; Cordycipitaceae
Product: Fungal transcriptional regulatory protein
Exons: 3
Coding region: 1-1608 (535 amino acids)
Biological process (GO): positive regulation of transcription by RNA polymerase II
Cellular component (GO): nucleus
Molecular function (GO): DNA-binding transcription factor activity, RNA polymerase II-specific; transcription cis-regulatory region binding; zinc ion binding
Source: RefSeq, a predicted model, not a curated record